Messenger RNA from Opisthorchis viverrini, 3708 nucleotides. RefSeq lists its product as hypothetical. The coding region runs from base 1 to 2049 and encodes 682 amino acids. NCBI's taxonomy places the organism in Eukaryota, Metazoa, Platyhelminthes, Trematoda, Opisthorchiida, Opisthorchiidae. Gene Ontology annotation, cellular component: nucleus. The transcript is spliced from 6 exons. The record is from RefSeq and is a predicted model, not a curated record. Gene Ontology annotation, biological process: regulation of DNA-templated transcription.
AUGGAGACCGGCGAUAUAGAAGAGCCGAUGAAACCAGCUGGUUCUCCGGACAGCAGUUUUUAUUCGACCACCACAGGCCUCUCGCCCACCAAAGGCAGGGACGCCCUGGAGGAGACAAAUCCCACAUGCAAGCAGCGCCCAAACUACGUGGAGCUAUCAACGCUUAUCUCCGUAUCACAGGGCACAGCUGCAGCCGCGCACUCGUCAACAAAGUCACAGCCCCUGAACUGGACUGAGUCAGAUGUGCGGGGAAAAGGAGCGAAGCCAAUCUCUAGCUCCACUCCAUCAAAAGCGGCCUCUUUCACUGUGCACACAGGUGCCGCCCAGGACCCCAACAACCAACUCCACAAUCCUGACAACAGUGAAACCCAUUUGGCCACCCUGAUCGCGGUCGACUCGAGUGUCCACACAAACACGAAAGAAAGGCGACUUUGUCUCAUGACACAGGCACCAGUAAGCGUGAAAUUGAACAUACCGUCGAAAGUAAAUAUGGCGGGACGCCCAGGAGUCGUUCAAAUCCUGCACACUAACCCCAUGCCCGGGCAGGAGUUACUGCCGCAGACUACACCCACCUUCAAGGCAUUUGCAAACGUCCGACCCCUUAUUACCAACGCGACACCAAUGGCGGCUGUAAAUACAAAUACCGCUGUUCAGUAUGUUCGGAAACAGCCUGAGGUGACAGUAAUCAGUCAUGGUAGUCCCUAUGUGACUGCUUCACUUGGUCAGCAGUUUACUCCAUUUGGCGCCCCUAUUCUUACACUCAACCCCAACAUCGUGCAACCAAUGACCGGUCCACCAGGCCUCACUCCUGGGGGAGUCAACCAGCUUGGUGGUUCAAGUGGUCCGUUGACCAACUUAACAAACUCACGAAAGCCAUGCAACUGCACGAAGUCUCAUUGCCUCAAAUUAUACUGUGAAUGUUUCGCACAGGGUCAACUUUGCCAAAACUGCAACUGUCACAACUGUAUGAACAAUUUGGCCUAUGAGGAAGAACGUGGUCGCGCGAUCAAGAUGACUUUAGAGAGAAAUCCAACCGCGUUUCAUCCGAAGAUAGGUCGAGGUGAAGGAGAGAGAAAACACACAAAGGGGUGCAACUGCAAACGCUCCGGUUGUUUAAAGAACUAUUGCGAAUGUUACGAAGCCAAGAUUAGCUGCUCGGAUCUUUGCCGCUGUCAGGGAUGCCGAAACACUGAAGACAGUGUAGAAAGACGGUCGUUGAUGCGACUUGCCGCCAUGGGUUCAUUAAGGUCACGACAACCGUCCUCUUUCAAGAAGCACCUUUCCAAGCCCCCUCCAGAAACACUGCCCCACGCUUUCUUUACAUGGGAAGUCAUUGAAGCCACUGCCGGUUGCCUGCUCGCGCAGGCGGAGGAGGCCGAAAGACGUGAUUUGGCUCCAGCAGCCCAGGAACGCAUUGUCCUCGAAGAAUUCGGUCGAAUCCUCGAACGUGUAAUGGAUUCAGCCAGCAAGGCUCACAUCAGGACUGCUAGUAGCAUCCAAGAUGACGACAGCGAAGAAUCUGAACAGCCUCUUAUUCACGCUCCUGUACCAACCGUGCAAUCAGAUUACACAAGAGUUGGAGGUUCCAGAACAGUCGGUGCAGCUACUGCCUCAGCAGCUGCAGCUGAUGUUCUCCUGCGCGACGAUGAAGAUGAUGAUGACCUGAUGCAGGGUAUGGAUGACCAUGAUCAAAGGAAUGUAGAUGAUGACAUGUUCGAGGAUGACGAUGAUAUCGACCCCGGACGCACACCACAUCACGCUCAUCCCCCGAGACAUACUCGCCAAGCGGUAAGUCGGCAGGGUCUCUCGUCCUCACGGAACAGGUCAUCACAUGUCUCAGACCUGCUGGAUGAAAGGAUGAUUAGUGAUGAUGACUCCGAUGAAAUUCCCAGCAAGCAUCCCGGGGACAUAUCGCAAACAUACAGACAAGUUAUACCCUCUCGAAACAGAACCCACUUACCCGAAACCCGCUACCGCUCUCGCCAUUCCAGGCGACACACCUCUGGUACUCGUGGACAUGAACAUCACGACCCGGAUUCAAUCAUUUGAUGUGCCCGCUUCCGCUACUUUCAAUAACAGGUGUCUGCUGUACACAUUUUCUUAUGGAGAUCCGUGUAACUACUCCCAAAUUAUCAUGUCCCUUGCUUAUUCUUCGCCAAAAAAAUUUUCAGUUGCAUACAUACUGCGUUUUAUUAAAAUCACUGUACACGAACGGUAAGUUAAUCCAUGACAUUUUGGUAGACUAGUUUUCCUACUCGUAUAUACUCAGCUUUCUCUGUGCUGGACAUCGUUCGGAUAUGUGCGGAUGUAAUACUCGCAUAUGGUAAUUUUUGUCCUCCAACCGUUACGGUGAACUUGUCCUGUGUUGGACUCUCUAAAAAAGUGGAGAUAUAAUGGUACUCAUUAGAUACGAGCAGUAAAUUAGUAGACAAGAACCGAAUAGCCAUAAACAUGGGUAACUUAGCGAAAUAUACUCAUUUGCAAACAAACUCGGUUUUGCGAGAGACCCACCUGGAUCUCUCUUUUGUGAUGUUUCCAGGCAACCGAUAACUUACCUUCGGGAGAAUCCGCUGUGGACGAUGGUGGUUUGGUUGACGGGAUCCGUGCUAGAGAUAAAAUGGAGAGGUCUGAAAACUGGUUCCGUAGCUCGAGUGCAGUCCACGGCGCUCGAAAAUAGUCAUCAAAUAGACAAAAAGCCGAACUCGAAGUAACAAAAAAUAUACUGAAAGGCAAUAGUGUAGUAAAUCUUUCUUAUGUUACUCACCCAAUCGAUGUGGGGACGUGUCCAGGAGAAAAACAGGUCAGUUUAAUGGGCAUGCUUAAUCUCCUCAGUAGCCUUCAGUUAUCUUGAAGGGCGUUACCAGUGUAGUGAUGUACAUGAGUUACCCUGCCAGCACUUGGCAUGGAUACUGCUGAAUGCUAUCGAGGACGUUGUGUCUAGAUUACGCUCACUUUUAACACAUCUGGUUGCACGCGACAGCCGACCUCAGUCAUCAUCAUUGACGGUGUCCAUCUAUUAUACCUAUGACCGUAAAGCCACUGCAACCAUCAGUGAAUGAAAGUCGGAAGAUGGAUCAAAACUUACCCUGUACUCUGCACAUCAAACUUGAGUGAAUUGCCACGCUGUAGUUGACCUCAAGAAUAAACUAAACGCGUUGAAUUGUAUGCAUGAAAGUCAAACUUCCCACUCGGGAACAGCUUGAUUGUUCCCCAAGAGUGUUGUGCAUUGGGGAACAACUAAUAUUUGUCGUAAUUCCUUAUUACGUUAAGCGGUAGUGCAAUGAAAACUAUACUGAAAGUCACUAAGACCUCCUUAGUAAGGGCACUUUUUGCUUAUUCCCUAUAGUAACCGGUUGUGGUUAAUAGUGUCUGGGCGGGUAUGUAUUACAUUCAUUUGCCCUAUCCAGCCACCCAUAGUUUGCCUCUUGAGACCACCUGUCCACAAAGUGCGAAAAUUUACAUGUGUAUCCGCCUCCAGUCAUUCUACUGGUCGAAAUUCUGUGAAACCGUCGUUCCGCGCAUAAGCUUCUUUUAGAAUCUCUGGUUAAGCGCAAACGGUUUUAUACGCGAUAGGCUGCUACUUCCGUCCUCAUCCUGACAAACCCUUGUGACGACUAAAUAAGAAUCGAAUGGCGGAUUUCGGUGCACCAUGUGUUGCCCCUCGCAGGCGUUCUUAUCUGGAUAGCGCCAUCUUACAUUGUACACGAU